AUGGGUCAAACUCAAAGUGAAGAACAAGAGGAAGUGGAACUUGCAGACAUACAGCCUCUAUACACAGUGUUCAUGAAUGUAUGCCCGAGUGGAGCCCUACAUCUUCACGAAUUCCGCAAGAUCUUUGGAGUUCAGAGCACGUCAGAAGAUGAGGCGUUGUACAUGGAAACAUUAUUCAAAUCAUUUGAUACAAACAGGGAUAAUGUAAUAGACUUUAUGGAAUUUGUAGCAGCCAUCCACCUGGUUUUGAGAGGAAAACUGGAGGACAGAUUGAAGUGGUCUUUUAAAGUCUAUGACAGGGAUGAAAAUGGAAAGUUGGACCGACAAGAGGUCAAGCAUAUUAUAAGGAUCAUUUGCAAACUCAAGAAAAACGAAAUAGACAUGGCACCCAAUGCAAUUUGUGACAGAAUAUUUGAACUUGUGGAUGAAAAUAAAGAUGGUCAAAUAUCCCUGUCAGAGUUCAUGGAAGGUGCACAGAAAGAUGCCUGGAUUAUGGACUUGCUUUCAUUGGACACCAAUGCAUGUAGUUGGUUCAGGAAAAAAUGGGGGAAAAAAACAUGA
Messenger RNA from Xyrauchen texanus (razorback sucker), 561 nucleotides. RefSeq names its product guanylyl cyclase-activating protein 2-like. Gene Ontology annotation, molecular function: calcium sensitive guanylate cyclase activator activity; calcium ion binding. Lineage: Eukaryota; Metazoa; Chordata; Actinopteri; Cypriniformes; Catostomidae. Gene Ontology annotation, cellular component: cone photoreceptor outer segment; photoreceptor inner segment. Gene Ontology annotation, biological process: visual perception. Bases 1 to 561 code for a protein of 186 amino acids. The record is from RefSeq and is a predicted model, not a curated record. The transcript has 4 exons.